Molecule: messenger RNA, 1230 nt
Organism: Alternaria triticimaculans
Lineage: Eukaryota; Fungi; Ascomycota; Dothideomycetes; Pleosporales; Pleosporaceae
Exons: 3
Coding region: 1-1230 (409 amino acids)
Source: RefSeq, a predicted model, not a curated record
AUGACCUUCGUCACCGCCCUUGUCGUCGCGGUUGCCAUACACACAGUUAUCAAGACUCCGCUGGCCUCCGCACCCAUCUCAGACCGCAACAUCACCCGCGUAUCUUCAAAUUCGACCAGCCGUGAACCCAACGGACUACACCCCACGGUGGCCUUCUGGGACGAUGAUUAUGCCGCGGAGGAGGAUUGGAACAAGAAUGCAGCCAAAGGAGGCGCCCUGAUCUGUGGUCUCGAAGGCUCUGAUCAGACCGCAGGCCGUCAGAUGAAAGAUACUCGCGAACCCCCAUCUGCUGCAAGGCCUUACAAUAGUGACCUCAAGAUAGAGCUUCAGGACUGGUACUGGCGAGAAACUAGCUCAUCGUCGUUCAGCUGCAGCUUUUCUGAGCACUGGCAUUUCUCACAUGCGAUGCGCUCACUUGGUCUCGACGGACGGCCGACUUCAGCAGGCGGAGAUAACCAGUGCUAUAGGGUCGAGCAUUGGGACCCAGAGAAAAGAGAUAAUGAGGGCAACCAGAUCCCGGCUAUCAAUCAGUGGUACAGCACAGCAGGUAACAACAAGCAAUACAGAGCAACAAAGGCGCAUUUUGAAUUCGGAAUCAACACCAAAGGAGGCGCUAUCUAUGGUCUCUUCCUUGAAAGCCCUCAAGCAUCCGCCAAGACUAUCUGGGGCGGUGGUACGAAGGAGCCGAACAAAGACGACCUACCUCAACUUCGCGCUUUCUCAGACAUCAUCUGGGGAUUUUGGGUUCGUAACAACCCCAAUAUCAAGAACAUUCGCUACUUCUUCAUGAUAGCCAUCUCCAACGAGGUGACUAAUCAAAUCAUCGCUUCUUGUCUACGCGACCGUAACACCGAACUAAGCGAGUGGCCGGGAACCGACUUCUCUACCACUACGGAUCAGGGCCAUGCGCUACUAGGCAAGUCGCGUUCAACUCCGAUGACAUACAGAUCUCCAAACGGUGCUGGGUUCGCUUACUUUCUCAUGCAGCACAAAUUACAACUUGGCCAAAAGACCAUCAGCAAGAUCACUAUCUUCAGGCCGGAAACAGACGACGACGUCAGCCUUGUCGACGCAUCUCUGUGUUUCCACGUGGUCGAUGGCCCGCAGCCACCACCUGACGAUGCUCAUAUGGAAGGGACUGAUCGCCUGAAAGCUCGACUUGUGCAAGAGACAAAUUCAAAAGAUUCAUCCCCCAACAGCUUGGUCAGGGUCCACGAGAUCUACAUGUAG